This is a messenger RNA of Carassius carassius (crucian carp), 1682 nucleotides long. Its product is annotated as receptor expression-enhancing protein 3. Lineage: Eukaryota; Metazoa; Chordata; Actinopteri; Cypriniformes; Cyprinidae. Gene Ontology annotation, cellular component: cytoplasmic microtubule; endoplasmic reticulum tubular network; endoplasmic reticulum membrane. Bases 279 to 1049 code for a protein of 256 amino acids. Gene Ontology annotation, molecular function: microtubule binding. The record is from RefSeq and is a predicted model, not a curated record. Gene Ontology annotation, biological process: endoplasmic reticulum tubular network organization. The transcript is spliced from 8 exons.
CGUCAACGUGAAAGCGCACCUUUUACAGAAACGGCAUCGGUUUGGGCUAGAGCACGAAGAAGAUGGGCACAGCAAGAGUGACGUUAUUUUAACUCAUAUUAACUCCAUAGUUAGUUUAAUACCGGAUGUUUGUACGUAAUACUGAAUAAUGAGCGAGCGGAGGCUCUCAGGAGACCGUUAAUGUUUGUCCUUGUCUGAAGUUGAACACUGAAGUUGAAGUAAGGUUAACGUUAGCUUAGCUAGCAUCUCUCUCUGCUCGGCUCCAUCCUGAAGAAAAUAUGGUGUCCUGGAUUAUAUCAAGAUCUGUCGUGCUGGUUUUUGGAAACCUGUACCCAGCGUACUAUUCCUACAAAGCAGUGAAAACCAAAAAUGUCAAAGAAUAUGUGCGAUGGAUGAUGUACUGGAUUGUUUUUGCCCUGUUUACAGUAGUGGAGACUGUCACAGAUCUAACCAUAGCCUGGUUUCCCCUCUAUUACGAGAUCAAGAUUGCGUUUGUGAUCUGGCUUCUGUCUCCCUACACGAGAGGAGCUAGUGUCAUCUACAGAAAAGCCCUUCAUCCUCUGUUGUCCUCCAAAGAAAGGGAAAUUGAUGACUACAUAGUCCAGGCGAAAGAACGAAGCUAUGAGACCAUGGUGAACUUCGGCAAGCAGGGCCUGACCAUUGCUGCAACUGCUGCCGUCUCUGCUGCUGUCAAGGGUCAAGGUGCCAUCACGGAGAAGCUCAGGAGCUUCAGCAUGCAUGACCUUACCCAGAUCCCUCAAGAUGACACGUAUUCAUCAUACAGGUCCAACCCAGCCAGAAGAGCCAUCAUGGACCAGCCAGACGGAGCUGAGUAUUGUCAUGGUGAUGACGAUGACAGGAGUGAUGACGAGGGUAAGACUGUAUACUCUGAAGAUGAAGCCGUGUCUCAUCAUGGGCUCAGACGAUCUCAGAGCGUCAAGAUGACGCGCUCAAAACUGCGCAGAGAUGCACGUUAUGGAUCUCUGAAGAUCAAAGGGAGGAAAAGACCAGCAAUCAAUGCCAUGACUUUCUCCAGCGUGGAUAACUGAGCUGACUACUGAUGUGUGGGAUGUGUCCACUUUAUCAGACAACCAGUGUGUUCAUAUUCUUCUCUUUCCAUAAGGGCUGUGGACUUUCCACUUUUUCACUGAUACACCAGCAGAUCUAUUUAUUACUUCUACCAGCAAGUCUGUACAUACAGUGAGUGUCAUGAGUUAGAGUACUAUAUGAAGCGUAAGGGGUUUGACUGAUGCUUUUAUUUGUAAGGCAUGGCUUUAUUGGUCUGAAUUUGACAUUCAGAUUUCUGUCUCCAGUAUUUGUAUUUAGAAAUGUGUCCUCUUUGGAUGUGGGUUUUAUAUUUCUGUUUUCACACUACCGCUGCCUUUCAGAAGAUGUUUUAAGUAGUUUUUACAAUUGUGGUUUAGGUAGGAAUAGUGAUUCUCAAAAAUGAUUUGUCCGCAUCAGACCAAAAGUGUCUCUUAUCAGUAAUAGAGAAAAUACCAAAGAGAACAAAAGGCAGUGUUGCAUAAAUGUUAAUACAAUUUUUAAAUGUUCAAAAAGUCUGCUGUUGUUUUCUUUAUUAUUGAUGGUAUUUGGGUUUAAAGAAAACCCCUUUUGCACAUUCUUUAAAUCCUUGAUUUAAACCUUCACUUCUGGUCUUCAUGCAGAAUGUUCUUUAUCUG